Messenger RNA from Bubalus bubalis (water buffalo), 857 nucleotides. RefSeq lists its product as uncharacterized. The record is from RefSeq and is a predicted model, not a curated record. The transcript is spliced from 3 exons. NCBI's taxonomy places the organism in Eukaryota, Metazoa, Chordata, Mammalia, Artiodactyla, Bovidae. The coding region runs from base 1 to 654 and encodes 217 amino acids.
AUGGACCACACACGGGGCCGGCGACCAGCCCUUGAGGGCACGAGCCAGCCCGGGGUUCAGGAGGUCAGGGGUGAGGCGGCGCCCGGCCCGGUGAGGGUCGAGGGCCUGGGGUUCGCGGAAGAGGACGCCCGGCCUGGUGGGGGUCACGGGCCCGGAGUUCAGGAGGUCAGGGGUGAGGCGAAGCCCCGCCGCGGGGUGCUGCGCGGACUCGAGGUCCCGGCUGAGGCGGACGGUCCGGCCGCGGGGGGACCCGCCCAACUCAGGGCAGCUUCAAAACGGGCGCGCCGGGACGAGCGCCCAAAGAAGGUCGCCUCAGCCGUGCGUCAGCACGACGCGUGGCGUCAUCACACGGCGCCGCCCGUCCACGCCCCGAGGCAGUGCGGGGCGCCUUGGUGGGCCGGACGCUGCGCGGGACGUGUGGGCGCACCGGAGGGCGCUCAGGAGCUGGACUGUGGACGGGGGCGAGGGGUGACGGGCACCGGACUCGAGGCCUUUUACUUCUUAGGCUUUUGGUGGGUGUGGCCCCGCGCCAGCGAGACGCCCUGGCUUCUCCCAACCGCCCGCAGAACUGCGCGCAUGCGCGAGAAUCCCAUGGACACAGGAGCCUGGCGGGCUACAGUCCGUGGAGUCGCAGAGUCAGACACGACUGAGUGAGCAGGCACUCCAGAGGACAGGAAGAGGACAGGCCUGCUGGCAGCGGCCCUCAGCCGGCGCACGGCUCCUUCCGUCGCUGCUCACCUGGGUCGCACGUCGAACGGGACCCCAGACAGAUGCCCGUCUGUCCUGCUUCCCCCCACCCUCACUGCCACCUGUUUGGCAACAAAAAAGUCUGUCAGUAAAUGCUCUUGUUAAGGUUU